AGAAGAGUAAAUGCAAUUUAUUAGUUUGUUUACAAAAGUAUUUCUACAAUUCAUGUUUGUUUAUUAUUAUAAAUUAAUACAAUGGUCACACAAUUAGACGAUGUUCGAUUAAUUAAACUGGUACAAUCGCAUCCUAUUUUAUAUGAUAGAAAUCUCGCAAGAGGGCCUAAAACUUCUUCUUUAAAAGAUGAUAUUUGGAAGAAAUUAUCGCUACAGUUAAACUGCUCUGAGCGAGCUUGUAUAACACGAUGGAAAAGUAUUCGCGACCGCUUUGGAAAAGAAUUGCGUAGAGCACAAGAAAAUCCUGAGGAAGCGGUUAACUGGGACAUGUUUGAACAUCUACUCUUCUUACGAGAGCAUUACAAACAUGGACAAACAAACAGCGAAGCUCUACUAAACAUAAAAUAUGAACCCAAAAAAAGAAAACGUGGGCGGAAGCCCCGAAGAGAAUGUGAAGCUGAAGCUGAAGCAUUUAAGGAAGAACGAGAUGAUGACGAUGUGGAUCCUGAAGAAUUAAUUGAAAAUCAACAAUUGAUCGAAUUAGUAAAAGAACAUCCUGUAUUGUAUGAUAAGUAUAAAAUAAGGGACUCGAAAAAUUUGACACUGAAAAAUGACGCAUGGCAUGACAUUUCAGAGAGUAUGGGAAUAUCCGAAGAGAUGUGUUACAAACGUUGGAAAAAAUUGCGGGACCGGUUUGCACGCGAAUAUCGUCACCAGAAAAUUUAUCCUGAGCGAUCUGUAACGUGGGUCUAUUUUCAGGAUUUGUCUUUUCUCGAAGAUCAUUAUAGAAAAGGAAUUCCGCUGCCAGUAGAUGCCAUUAGACAAAGGAAGAAAAUUAAAUCAGCAACAACAACGUCCACAGAUGAGACUUGGGUUGAAGAUUGUCCAUUUCUAUAUGUUAAAGACGGGCAUCAUUCAAACGGCGAAGAUAUAGAUGAUAUUGACCCCGCAUUUAGUGAAGUUAAUUCAAACUCAUUAGAUGAACUAAUAAUAAUGCCCAAAAGUAACGAGUCCUUUAACGAUAUUGUCAUUGAUGAAUCAAUAACACCGCCAGGAAAUACCUCACAGUCCAGUUUUCAAAUGUCUGAAGGAACAAAUUUAGAAGAACCCGAGCAAAAACUUUCAGUUGUUAUUUCAGGAAUUCAACAAGUUUUAGAACAAUCACAAGAGUGCUUGAAAACAUUGCAAAAACAAAAAGAACAACAAAAACAACAAAUGCAAUCCGACGUGAGUUUGUCAAUUAAUACCGAAGUUAGUAUGAUCCAAAAAGUGCAUAUACUACUGGAUGGUUUGAAUUUGCCAAAUCGAACGCUAGCUGAACGUCGAAUAGUACAAUUUCUAUGCGAAUGUCAAAUUAAGACUUUAAACAAUGUGGAUAUAGAAGAUGUGGAUGGUACAGAAGAUUAUUAAUUACAUAAAAAUGAAGUAAAUCUCAACUCUAAUGUUACUAUUGUGGUUAUAUAUUUAUACAUAAAGAUAGUUUAUAAAAAAAAAUAAUUAAAAUUCUGAAUUAAAUAAAAGAAAGUUUAAAGUACUGAA
Molecule: messenger RNA, 1539 nt
Organism: Bactrocera neohumeralis
Lineage: Eukaryota; Metazoa; Arthropoda; Insecta; Diptera; Tephritidae
Exons: 5
Coding region: 82-1410 (442 amino acids)
Biological process (GO): regulation of transcription by RNA polymerase II
Cellular component (GO): transcription regulator complex; nucleus
Source: RefSeq, a predicted model, not a curated record